AGAUUCAUUUUUUAAGGUCCCUUGUUUUGGGUUCAAAGGUAAUUCAAAUUUAUAUUAUAAUUACAUUUACAUGGUAUUGAGCUUUCAAGAACAUUUGGUCUUUAAAUUCUACAAGUUUAACCAAUCACCAAAAAAGAAGUUAUUUACAGUCUAACAUUAUAUUAUUAUAAUAAAAUAGUAUAAAUAGCUGGAGAAAAUGUGAGGGAAUGGGAAAAGGGUCAAUAUUCUGCAUACUUUGUAAGUGUUUGACUGAAACAAUUCCUGGCAAAAACUUUAUUUUUAUCAAAUUUUAUAAACUCAUCAUGAAAAUACCAAUAAAUAAAUAAUAACAAUAAUACCAAAUAAAUAUGAUAUUUUUUAAUACGCUCUGGAAUAUUGAUUGGAAAAAAUAAUUUUGUGUUUAAUUUAUUUGGCAAAACCAAUAAAUAUUUAUAUAGACUUCCAGGGUGUUAGAACUUCGCAAUUGUAGCUGUUGGGAAUUUCUGUGAAAAAUUUUAAAAUCCAACAUAAAAAAUAAAGGCUAGCUAAACACCCUGACUACUUAUGAAGAAUAAAAAUUGUACUCAAAGGAUGUACAUAAUGUAUUAUAAACAUGGUAGUUUUCAGAUAUGGGUAUUUUCGUUUUGUGUGAUAUCACAUAUACAUAAAAAAUUUAGAGCUUUAUAGGCAGAUAUUUAAAUUUAAUCAGGUUGACUAUUGACAAAGCCACUAUUGUUAAAGUACCACAAAAAUGUUACCUAAAAUUGUGCCUUACCUUAACAUACCUUUCGCUUUGAUUCGCAUAAAAGUGAUUGGAUCAUAAGUGAUUGGAAAUCAAACCAUCAUAAAUUCCAAAAGUAUUAUAAUGUGUUUUUUUUUGUGACUUCAGAAUAACAAAGUAAAAAAAAUAGAUUUGAUUAUUUUGUUUGUUAAUAACAUACUAAAUCUUCAUGCCGUGAGACUAUUAUUUCUUCAGAAAAUGAGAAAUAUUCAUAAUGCCCAUGGUCAAAGCCUUAUUAAAUUCAGUCUGUUUACUUCCUUUUUAAUACAGAAAAUGAGUGAACAACUUAAACUGUGAAGAGGUGUAUUACAUAAGCUUUAGAGAUAGCUGCAUUAAAAUUUUAUGAUGCCUCAAAUAUGCUUAAUUUCCAAGGUUUUAGUUUAGUAAAUCUGGUAGAUAAAAUUGUAAAUGCCAUCCACAUUUUAUGUUAUAAGAAUCUAAUCUUGAGUUCAGCCUGGAUGUUUCACCUCUAUUUUAUGCCUUAACAAUGAUUUUGUUUAAAUGUGCUUUAUACUUUUUCUUAUACCUAGGCCUCAUGUUUCUUAUAAUGUGUUUCUUAUUAAAAGAGGUAAAUCGCAUCUUUUUUUGUAUUAUUAAUAAUAAGCUAGACACAAAUACUUUGUUUUGUUUUUUUAUGUGUUUGUUGUCAUUUAAUUUUAAGGAAUAUUUCAUCAGGUAAUGGUACCUAUUUUAUAUAUAUUAUUUUAUUACAAAACAUAGAAAAACUGAUAAUUUUUUUGAUAUGUCUGCAUCAAACACAUCAAAUGCUGAAGAAUCAUGUACAGUUCAAGCUCCACAAAAGAAAAACUUUCGUCAACGUGCACAUUCUAACCCACUAGCAGAUCAUUCUUUUCUGUAUCCAUUAACUCCUGCCAAAAUGAAUUGGCACCCCUUUUACCCAGAAUUUUUCUCUAAAGAUGGAAAAGCAAAGGACAAUAUUCAUAAAGUUGAUAUAGUUGAUGUGGGUUGCGGUUAUGGUGGUAUGUCGAUGGCACUUUCAGAAUUAUUUCCAUCGUCUCUUGUACUUGGUAUGGAAAUUCGUGUAAAGGUAUCAGCAUAUGUCCAUCAACGCAUUUUAGCUUUGCGCGACAAGCAUAAAGGAAGGAAAUAUCAAAAUGUUGCUGUAAUUCGUACAAACGCAAUGAAGUAUUUCACAAAUUUCUUUCACAAAGGACAACUGAAGAAAUUAUUUUUCUUGUUUCCAGACCCUCAUUUUAAGAAGUCGAAAAAUAAAUGGCGUAUAAUAAGCACCACAUUAUUGUCAGAUUAUGCUUACUUGAUGCAAGAUGGCGGAAUUGUUUAUACGAUAACAGAUGUGCUCGAACUUCAUGAAUGGAUGAAAUCGCAUUUCUUGGAGCAUCCAUUAUUUGAAGAAGUAAAUGAGGAGCAAUAUAAAGAUGAUCCUGUUGUCCCGUUGUUGUCAGAGAGUUCCGAGGAAGGGAAAAAGGUUACAAGAAACAGUGGGGACAAAUAUUUAGCAAUAUUUAAGAAGAUCCCUGAUCCUUAUUAUAACUAAAUUCCAAUUUUUUUUUAAGUUUAGGGUUGUUUUAAAGUAUAUGAGGAAUAACUUUAAAGAAUGUUAGUCCAUGUCGCCCAUAACCGUAGAAGUAGAGGCAUAAGUAUUUCUCAAUUCUAUCAGUGAUCAUUUAUCUGAAUUUAUCUGAAGAUCAUUUAUCAGGGCAUUUUAGAAUGCCCUGUGAUUAUGCAGCGUAAGGAAUUUGUAACAUAAUUUUAGGGACCGUCUCACAAUGUUUGUGCGUAGUUCGUAUAAUUCGUAUAAAAAACUUUGUAUCGAUUUAUUAAAUCUUUUGUAUCAUUUUAUUUUUAAUACGAACUUUUUCGUAUCAUUAAAAAUAAAGUUCGUAUGUAGUUCGUAUAAUUUUUAAAAAAGUUUGUAUACAAAUUUACUUAUACGAAGUUCGUUUAUUAUAACUGGA
This is a messenger RNA of Hydractinia symbiolongicarpus, 2697 nucleotides long. RefSeq names its product tRNA (guanine-N(7)-)-methyltransferase-like. Gene Ontology annotation, cellular component: tRNA methyltransferase complex. The transcript has a single exon. Gene Ontology annotation, biological process: tRNA methylation; RNA (guanine-N7)-methylation. NCBI's taxonomy places the organism in Eukaryota, Metazoa, Cnidaria, Hydrozoa, Anthoathecata, Hydractiniidae. Gene Ontology annotation, molecular function: tRNA (guanine(46)-N7)-methyltransferase activity. The coding region runs from base 1503 to 2276 and encodes 257 amino acids. The record is from RefSeq and is a predicted model, not a curated record.